Molecule: messenger RNA, 1450 nt
Organism: Pimephales promelas (fathead minnow)
Lineage: Eukaryota; Metazoa; Chordata; Actinopteri; Cypriniformes; Leuciscidae
Source: RefSeq, a predicted model, not a curated record
UUGUAUAGUUGUGGUUACGUAGAAAUGAUGACUAAUCUCACUAGUCUUAUAAGAGGGAAUUCCUUCCUUCAUUCUUGAAGGAGCAACUCUACAAGAUCCUGUGGAACAGAGAAAUCUGAAGACAGAAUGAUUAGUAUUAUUUGGCUGGCCUAUUAUUAUUAUUAAUGAAUGACUGAACAACCAUAUAGCACAUCCAAGGACAACAUGAGGAAACUCCUGCCAUGUAUAUUGAUAUUACUGAUCGUGGGCGUUGUGACGGGGCAGCGCAGUGUCAGCAGUAAAAGGGAUUGUUCUAAAAAUGAAUACUGGAGUGACGGGCUCUGCUGUGACAAAUGCGCUCCAGGCUAUAAGUUGAUAAAGGAAUGCUCUAGUGGCGUGCAAUCUGAAUGUGAGAAAUGUUCAGACGGGACGUACCAAGACAACAUGAACUAUUUCCCAAACUGCUUCAGAUGCCAGAAAUGCAGCAAGCGUCAUGCAGUGGUGAUUUCACCAUGCACACACCAAAAUAACACAGUUUGUGGAUGUAAGCCAGGACACCGCAUGCGGUUAUUAGAUGGGUUCUCCAGGAUUUCAUGGGAUUGUGUGUCCUUGAAUAGGACUAAAAUCCAGACAUUGUGAGAAUGACAUUCACACUGCAGACAAAAGUGGCCCAAAUCUGACUUUUUUGGGGUCAAGAGACCAGGUCAGACUUCUUCAGAGAUAGUGUGAACACUCAAAUCUAGCCCAGAUCUGAUCUUUUUAAAUCAGACCACAUUCAUAUGUAGUCCUGAAUCAGAUACAGAUCUGAUUUUUUUUCAAUGUGUCCACAGUGUGAACAACCAAGGCGGAUUUAAUGCGACUCUGACAUCUGCAUCUGAUAUUUGACACAAUUAUGCACCGGCGAGUAUAAGCACUAGACACAACAGACACAGACAGUAACAUUAAAAACUUGAAUACAUAGGAGAACAGUGAUGGAGCGAGUCAAUGGAGGGAGAGUGUGGUGUUAGUCCUAAUUAAUAUAUGGGCUAAUUAAUAAAUAGCCAAUUUUGCUUUCUUUCUCUUCAUUCUUCUGCUCAUCAUCACCUGCUCAUUAACUUUACAGCUUCCAUUACAUAGACAUUUAGAAAUAAAAGCGUAAAUGCUUACUUCCUCCAUAACCACACGAACAUUAGUGCAACAGUGUGCUGCGUAAAGUGCGUAUGUGAUUGUUGUUCUUUUGCGCAUGUGGGUUAGUUUGAAACAUGCAAACAGUUCACAUUGGAAUCAUAUAUAGGUCACAUUUUAAAAGGUAAUGUGAACAGCCAAAAACAAAAAUCGGAUCUGAGCAAAAAAUCUGAAUGAGCAUUAAGACUUGCAGUGUGAACGGGGCCUUAUUGCUGAAGUAUACAGGUCUACCUCUAACUACUGUCUGGCAUGAAACAAUAAACUUACCUCUGACAAAAGUGCUGAAAUAAAUAUAUUUGUUUAUUUA